AUGGUAUCUACAGCAAUGCUCAAACUUCCCCUCUUCCUCCUUGCCGGCUUCGCAUGCGCUGAGUCGCUCGAGCCCGCCCCUGAGUCCGGCACACUGGCUCCGCCGCCCGAGCCGACCAGCUUCGUUCCGGGCAAACCUGCCCACGAGCCGGUGUCGCAGCGGUGGCACUUCCUGACUCCGACGGUCGACUACGUCGAACUGAGGAACCGGGACUGGGAGACUUCGAACCUCGCUGCCAACUCGCCGUACUACUCCGCUGCUCUUUUCCGCUUCAUCGGCACCGGCAUCAACAUCACCGGGAACAGCAACUCAGGCAUCGACAAGCUGAGCCUACUCGUGAACAACACUGAUCCCGAGGUGUUUGGAGCCAAGGGAGAGAAGAUCCAGCUGGAGAACGGCCGCAUUGCGGGCGUGAUCACCGGCCUCAAGUACGGCUGGUGGGAGCUUGGAUACCGAGGAAACAACGGCACCACCUUCUACCACGCGACUGCAAUCGGGCAGCCCGGAGUCAGUCGUGGCAAGUCGAGGGAGAUCACCAAGGCGCCUCACGUCCAGUUCGAGGGCCAGUGGGAGAACGGCCGCACCAACUCGACGGGUUCCUCCGUCACAUUCUGUCCUCCCAUCCGCACCGGUCUCCUUGAGAUCACGGCCAACCAGCCCCCCGUGCCCUUCGGCGCCUUCCGUGUUACCAUCGACCCUCAUCCCAGUGUUGGACCCUCCAUGCAGGACUACUUCCCGCAUCUGCAGCCCACGGACAUCCAAUUCACGAUCGCUCACGGAAACGUCCCCAUCUACUCGACUGUACUUGACCCUAUGACUCGAUCUUGCGUCAAGAUCGAGUACAUCGGCGACGGCACCAAGCCCUUCGUUGCACACAACGUCGCUUACCACACAGCUGAUACCAGGUCACGACUCAUCUUCCAAAACUUGCCGCCGAACAUCUCGCCCGAGGCGUUCAAGUCCAAGCUCACCGAGCCGAAGACACUCCAGUCCGUGGUCGUCACCGACACCAAGGUCGUUGCCAAGCGCCGCUUCGCCUUUGUCGGCUUCCGGACGGAUGAAGAUGCCGCCAAGGUCAAGGAGUGGUUCAACGGCAGCUUUGUCUUUGGCGGAGGCAAGGUCAAGGUCGAGUUUGUUAGCGAGGAGCCGCUCGCCCCGAAAGCCAAGCGACAGAAGACCGACAAGCACGACAAGAAGGCGGAGGAUGUCACCACGGAGGAAGCCGGCCCUUCAAAGCAGUACAAGGAGUUCAUGGACGUCAUGAAGGGUACCGACGGCGCUACGGCUGAGAGCAGUACUACCGCUCAGGCCAAGGCUAGCAAGAAGGGCAAAGAGAAGGCGACGCCUGAGCCCGAGGUGAUCCCUGCCGAUGAUGAAGACGACGACGAUGCCGCGUGGCUGGCCAAGAGGAAGGCUGCCCUCGACGGAGAUGAGGAUCCCAAUGUUGACCCCGAGGACGCGAUGAUUCUGAGCACUGGACGAUUAUUCGUUCGUAACCUCGCUUUCGUUGCCACUGCAGACGACAUCAAAGCGCACUUCGAGAAGUUCGGACCCAUUGUCGACGUUCACAUGCCCGUCUCUCACUCCACCGGCGAGCCGCUCGGUACGGCGUUUGUGCUGUUCCGCGAUCCGAACAACGCUCUGUCUGCUCGCCAGUCGCUCGACAAGACGACGUUCCAGGGACGUUUGCUCCACGUUCUUCCAGGACGAGCACGACCAGGCCAAGAGAACGCUUCCGGAGUGGCGGGUAUUAUCGACGGCAAAGUUCUCGGCAAGGCGACCGAGGCGCGAGGAGAGGUCAAGCAGCGGCAAGACGAGAAGCGCAAGGCGGACAGCGCUCGAGGCGUGAACUGGGCGACGCUUUACAUGAAUGCGGACGCUGUUGCCGCUUCCGUCGCCAAGCGGAUGGGUGUCUCCAAGUCGGAGCUGCUCGACGGAUCGGACGAUAUGAGCCCGGCUGUCAAGCUCGCGCUCGCCGAGACGCAGGUUAUCGCGGAGACCAAGGCGCACUUUGAGAACGAGGGCAUCGUCCUCGACUCGCUGCAGCCGCGUGUCCCCCGCUCUCAGACCACGAUCCUCGUCAAGAACAUCCCCUUCGGCACUACGAUCACGCAGCUCCAGGACCUGUUUGCUCCGCAUGGUGACCUCAAGCGCGUCCUCCUCCCGCCGGCUGGCACCAUCGGCGUCGUCGAGUUUGUGAACAACAUGGACGCCGGACGUGCGUUCAAGGCACUCGCCUACCGCCGCCUCGGAAACUCGGUGCUCUACCUCGAGAAGGGUCCCGUCGGCAUGUUCAAGGACCCGAACGCGAUCUCGACCCCGGCAGCCAAGGCGGCUGAGGAGCGUGCCAAGCUCACGGAGAAGGUUGCCGAGGCCGAGGCGACGCUGCGCGACAAGCCGGACGAGUCGGACGAGGCUGGUGCCACGCUCUUCCUCAAGAAUCUGGCUUGGGCCACUACCAACGAGACGCUUGCGUCUGUGCUCUCCUCGCUGCCUGGCUACUCGUUCUCGCGCGUGCAGACCAAGCCGGACCCGAAACGCCCCGGUGCGCGCUUGUCGAUGGGUUACGGUUUCGUCGGCUUCAAGACGAAGAAGGAGGCGCAGGCGGCGCUCGCGGGUCUGGAGGGCUUCAAGAUCGACGGACACGCGAUCGAGGCCAAGUUUGCCCAGCGUGGCCAGGACGAGGUGGAGAAGAAGCACAAGACCAAGUCGGAGGAGGGAAAGACGAAGGGCACCAAGCUUCUCGUCAAGAACUUGCCCUUCGAGGCGACCAAGAAGGAUGUGCGCGCCCUCUUCAGCGCAUACGGCACGCUGAAGAGCCUGCGUGUGCCGCGCAAGUCGACCAUGUCCGCCACCGGCGCCCAGUCUACUCGUGGUUUCGCCUUCCUCGAGUUCACGACGCAUGCCGAGGCGCAGCGUGCGAUGGACGCACUCAAGCACACGCAUUUGCUCGGCCGCCACCUCGUCACGGAGUGGGCCAAGGACGAGGACAGCGUCGAUGUCGACGCGCUCCGCGAGAAGGUGUCGCGCGACAGCAAGAAGGGCGAGCUUGGCGGACGCAAGCGCAAGCUCGACCUCACGGGCCGGGGGGGCAUCGACGAGAACGACGGUCUGGAUCUGUAG
Messenger RNA from Trichosporon asahii var. asahii CBS 2479, 3123 nucleotides. Its product is annotated as rRNA primary transcript binding protein. The record is from RefSeq and is a predicted model, not a curated record. The transcript is spliced from 3 exons. Gene Ontology annotation, cellular component: cytosol. Bases 1 to 3123 code for a protein of 1040 amino acids. Gene Ontology annotation, molecular function: mRNA binding. Lineage: Eukaryota; Fungi; Basidiomycota; Tremellomycetes; Trichosporonales; Trichosporonaceae.